AGGAACGUGAAGGUUAUCCUUGGGAAAAACAAAUGCUUAAGUUUAAUGGCCAUGUUGCUGCUUUGAUGGCUAUCUCCUCCCAGGGUGUUUGUGUCCCCCUUUCCGGCUUUGGUGCGGAAUUGGGGCAGGAAGGGGCGAUGCAGGUGUGGGAGCCGCUCCUCCCCUCGCCCUAUUUACACCAAAUAAACCUCCUCUGCCAGCAGGCUGGCACUCGCCUUAAAAGCGAGGGUGAGUGACAGGGGCAGAGGGGACGUGGCAGCAGCGUGCUCCAGAGCCGGGGCACAUGCUGCAGGUGGGGCUCAGCCUGCCCCGCUCCACUGCGAGGGUGGCCAGCAGCUUCCCCAUGGCCGAGCCAGCCGUGGAUGAUAACACGGGCACCAGGCAAGAGACGUUUGGCUCCUCUGCAGUCACCGUCGUGAUCACGUCUGAGGCUGAUACGUGGGACAUUGACGCCUCCUCUCUGCUGGGCUGUGGACAGUUUGUGGAUUGGGACAGGCUGCCAGCCCCAGAGCAGCGGGCAGAUGUCCCCCGAGACAUCCUCUGCAGGCCCCCGAAGGAGCUAAAGAAGCUGGCGAGAGAAGGCUACUGGGCGGUGAGCCAUGCUCUGAGAGCUCAGGUCUACCACCAGCUCAUCCAGCAGGUCGCCUGCCGGCUCGUCACUCCCGAUGCUCUCGUCUACAGGGAUGUGGCGAGUCGGCUCUUCGGGAAGCUGAGUGUGAGCUCCCACCCAUUGCCUGAGUUCCUGGAAGGAUGCUCCAUGCCCACAUACUGCCUCAACCUGGCAGGGGUCACCGCCCUGAAGAAGAUCCUCAUCUGUGUUGGCAAUCUUUUCCCUGACAUAACCUACAGCCCAAUCCUCCCCUCUAUGGUGGCUCUGCUGCUGCACUACAGCAAAGAUGAAGCUCAGUGCUUUGAGAACAUCUCUCGCCUCAUCGCCAGCAAUGCUCCCCACACCAGCUACAUCGACCAGUCCUUCUUGGCCCACCAGGCUUCCUGCAUGACUUUUGGAGAUCUGGCCAACAAGCACUGCCCAGCAGCUCACAAACUCAUAGCCAGCACAUCUGAGAACGUCUUUGAGGUCUAUUCUGAAUGGUUAUCGUGGCUUUUUCAAGACCUCCCCUUCAAUUACGCCAUCCGUGUCUUUGAUGUCUACCUGCUGGAGGGGCAGAAGGUCCUCUACCGCAUCGCCCUGGCCUUGCUGAAGCAGUACAGGCUCUCAGUGACCUCCACUGAGGUGGAGAGGACUGACAUUAAGGCAAACCUGCAGGCUUUUGUGCAGAACAUUGCUGAGCACAUGACUGUUGACAAACUCCUUGAGAGAGCUUUUGGCAUCCGGCUGUUCUCCCGCAAGGAAAUAUGGCUUCUCCAGAUGGCCAACAGGAAGGCGUUAAUGGAGAGGGGCAUAACCAUGGCGCAGAGCAGGCAGUCUUUCCACCUGGCUGUGGACAUGCAGAACUUCAGCUCCAGCAUUGUAACAGCUCAGGAGAUGCGCAUCAUCUGGUCCUGGAUCCCCGAGCGCUUCUCCCUCUUCUCCCCGUUGCUGCUCUUCUCCACCUCAGAAGAUGGGUGCAGCCUGCAAAGGUUUUACACAUGCUGUGAAGGCUACGAACCAACGGUGCUGCUCAUAAAAACCACCGAAGGGGAGGUGUGUGGGGCAUUUCUCUCCUCCGACUGGAGUGAAAGGAAAAAGAGUGGGGCGACAUCAGGCUUCUUUGGGACAGGGGAGUGCUUUGUGUUCACUGUGCGUCCCAACACAGAAAGGUACGAGUGGGUGUUCAUCAAGAAGCCGGAGCUGGCCAAAGCCGUGCCACGCUCAUGCCAGCGGUCGCGUUCCCCCUCUCCCAUGUUCCACCUCCGCUCCUCCCCAGAUGAACGCGGAACCAGCUCAAACCAUCUCACUGUGCCUGUGCCACAGAGGAAAAGCCGUCUCUCCCCAUUUCUGGCCAUCAGGCAUUUCCUCCUGCCUUCCAAAACAGCUUCUAUGUUCAUGUCCGGCUCUCGGGAAGGGAUCAUUAUCGGUGGAGGAGGAGGCCAAGCUCUAUCCCUCGAUGCCAACCUGCUCUGGGGACACACAGAGCACUGUGAGACCUUCGACAACCCUCCACUCUGCCAGGAGAACUUCCAGGUGCAGCUCUUGGAAGUGUGGGGCUUCCGAAACACCUAAGUCCUAUAGAGGACAGCCCUUCACCGUGCUGCCCAUGGAGAUGGGGACCCCUCACCACGCUGGCUGGCAUCCUACCCUCCUGCUGAGGUCCUGGCCGGCAGUGAAGCAGGCAUCUCCACUUGCCAUCCUCCCCUCCAUGGUCAGCUGUCGUGGUGGUGUGGAGACAGGGCAAUGUGGUGCUGGGAAAGGCACUGUGGGCACUGCCUUCGGGGACAUUUGAGGUCCCCUCCCGCAGUUUAGACCCAGCCCACUCCACCCAAUCUGUCCCAAUUUAGGAUGCUGGAGAUGGGGUAAGCCAGCCUGGUGUUUCCCACACCUCCCUGGCCUGUUUGUGGCUUGGGGCUCAGCAAAGCAACGGCGCCUUUGCAGACUUUGUAGGAUUUUGAGCCCAGGCAAACCCCAACACCAAGGUAGAAAGCUGACCCGGAGGUCUCAGCCCCUGCUUCCCUGGGGUCUCAAGCCCAGUGCCACCUGUUAAGCCAUGCACAGAACUCUGCAGCCUUUGUGGGUUACCAGGACUCCCCAGGCUCGCACAAUGAUCACCCUCUGGCACAGCGACUCCAUGUUGGUGGUUGAAAUUCAUCAUCAGCAAUUAGCAAAGAUCAUAGAAUCACAGAAUCAUAGACUGUCCUGAGCUGGAAAGGACCCCCAAGGAUCAUCCGGCUCCUCUCCCCUCAUCGGACACCCCAACAUUCCCACAGUGGGGCUGAGGGCGUUGGCCAAAUGCUGCUGGAAUAUUGUCAGGCUUGGUGCCAUGACUGCUGCCCUGGGAGCUGUUCCAGUGCUCUACCACCCUCUGGGGGAAGAACCUUGUCCUGAUGUUCAACCUAACCCUCCCCUGGCAUCUUCCUGCCAUUCCCUUGGGUCCUGUCGUUGGUCACCAGAGAGAAGAGCUCAGCACCUGCUCCUCCUCCUCCCCUUGUGAGGAAGCUGUAAUCUCGACGAGGUCUCCUCUUCUCCAAGCUGAACAGCCCAAGUGUCUUCAGCUGCUUCACACGCUUCCCCUCUGAACCUUCCACUAAUAUUGUGGCCAUCAAAGACCGACCCGCUGUGUGCACCUGCAGCCAGCGAGACCCCCGGCCACCGCCGCUCUGUGCAGAACUGCAGACUCUGCUCACCACAAAGGGGCUGUGGGUGAUGUGGGACCGUGAGCAGAGAACACACACGAGCCCUCACCAACCCUGCUGACUGCCUGGCGCCAAGACAACGGGAGAUGUGCCAGAAUAAGACACGGAUGUGAACGCGUAUGUGUGGUUGGGUCAGACCAGGCAGGGCUGUAGGGCCAUCACCCGGCUGCAGGAUGAGAACAUAUCCCACAUCCAAGUAUAUUUCCUGCUCGUGUUUUUUUUCUUCCAUCUAUUCCAUUUCUCGAGCUUUUCAGGGCAGCAACUGCUGCCGCCCCGGUGCCGGCUCCCAGCAGGCAGGGAUGUGGGCAGGAGCAGGCGAGGGCAGCGAGCUCCCACAGCACCGGGCACGAGGCAGCGCUCGGAAUGUCUAUGGACUUCCAAGGGUGGAGAGAGGAGGUGACCAUGCAUUGGUGAAAGAGCACUGCAGAAUUACUCCUUCACUUCAAUUAAAACUUCUGCU
Molecule: messenger RNA, 3751 nt
Organism: Cuculus canorus (common cuckoo)
Lineage: Eukaryota; Metazoa; Chordata; Aves; Cuculiformes; Cuculidae
Product: TBC1 domain family member 24
Exons: 7
Coding region: 284-2164 (626 amino acids)
Source: RefSeq, a predicted model, not a curated record